AUGCAGACGCACUUCGAUGUCACACCCGAAGAGAGAGCGACUGCACUCUCUUUCUUUAAACGCCAACUUUUCCGACAGACUCAUCUGGUAACUCAAUCAGAGAUCGAUCUUACUGGACAAAUAGCCAUUGUGACUGGUUCAAACACGGGUCUGGGGUUAGAGUGUAGCCGACAGCUUCUUGAACUAGGUUUAGGCAAGCUCAUAAUUGCUGUCCGGAGCAUCACCAAAGGCGAAACAGCGCGUCAGCAGCUUUUGUCGGAGAGAUCUAUUGAGAACCAGACAAUCGAAGUCUGGGAGCUUGACCUUUCUGACUAUGACUCUAUUACUCAGUUUAUAGAACGCGCAAAAACUUUACCGCGACUGGAAAUCGUCGUCCACAGCGCUGGCAUUUCGAACAAGAUCUUCCGCUUGAACGAAAAAACCUUGUUCGAUGAGGUGAUCCAGACAAACUACCUCUCCAUGGUUCUUCUUACCGUACUGCUGCUUCCAGUAUUGCAAGAUAAGAAUUCACCCGGACAGCCUGGUCGUUUGGUUCUUGUGUCUUCUGACACGGCCGCCUGGGCAGAAUUCAAAGAAAAGAGCUCGAGACCUCUCCUCCCUGCUUUCUCCAACUCGGAGACAUUCGACGGUACCGACCGCUAA
This is a messenger RNA of Colletotrichum truncatum, 642 nucleotides long. RefSeq names its product short-chain dehydrogenase reductase. The record is from RefSeq and is a predicted model, not a curated record. Lineage: Eukaryota; Fungi; Ascomycota; Sordariomycetes; Glomerellales; Glomerellaceae.